Messenger RNA from Westerdykella ornata, 1905 nucleotides. RefSeq lists its product as uncharacterized. The transcript is spliced from 3 exons. The coding region runs from base 93 to 1673 and encodes 526 amino acids. Lineage: Eukaryota; Fungi; Ascomycota; Dothideomycetes; Pleosporales; Sporormiaceae. The record is from RefSeq and is a predicted model, not a curated record.
CACACCACCGUCUGGGGGGUAUUGUGUGUCGAUUUGAUGAAGUCGGACUGGAGCUACUUGACACUUGUAUUCAGACAUUACACCUAGCGAGGAUGCUGCCGUUGUUGGCGCCGUCGAGUGUAUACGAGUACAUGUCUACGCACCAUGAAGCUGAGUUAAACGAAGCUCGCCAGCGGUACCUCGCAAAGAGACAGCAGCUUCUUCAAGACUCGGAGAUACGCGGUCCAUCACCAUCUCCGUCCGGCAAGCGACUCGUAAAAAGGAACAAGAAGAAACACACCCGUCUCCUCUCCCUGCCCACCUCACGGACCAAGACCGCUCACCCCCAUCGUCACGGUUUCCUGCACAUCACCCGCGUACCCUGGGAGAUUUCUAACCUCCCGUCGCGAAGUAAAAAGCAUCAUGAUUAUCCCGUUGCUGUACAGUGCCAUGUCCAUAUAGUGCGCGAGACAUCGUUCGCGGGUAGUUUGUUCAAGAGACUCCCCCGGGAGGUGUACGAUUUGAUCCUCCAAAAGCUGGAGCAAAUCUACCAUUGCCAGCCUCAGGAGCGGACGGAGAGGGAGGGCUGGAGUGGCAGACCGUCACCCUAUCUUCGGGAUCUGUACAGUUUGUCCUUGACGAGCAGGGCUUGGAAUAGAGCUGCUACUGAUCGAAUGUACCACCACAUCUCCCUCGCCGUUUCCCUCCCUCCCUCCUUUUCCUGCUCCUCCUCAUCCUCCUCCUACCACCACCGCCCCCCACUCCUCACACCCCCCCUAACCCGCCUCAAACUCCUCCGCCUCACCCUCCGCUCCUCCCCGCACCUAGCCACCCUCGUCACAACCCUGGACCUCACCCUCCUCCACCCAAUCUACCUCGUCGCCACCAUCGAAAAGGAAACCAUCACAAACGCCAUAGCCAGCCUCAUCAUGGCCUGCCCCCAUCUCGAACGCAUCCACGGAUUCCCACUCAAAUACACCCAUCGUUUCUCCAGAUACGAGCACGCGCUCAGCACACGCCGGCAUCUGAAAGAGAAGACGUGGAUACUCGCGGAUCCAGAUCCGUCAGACGUGGAAGAAGAAGAAGAAGAAGAUUUCGGUUACUCAGAAGCGGAGAUGGGACUCCAAGCGCAGUAUCAGCACAACAAAGACCUCCACGACUUCGGCGCCGACCCAACCACGAAAUUCUACCACCCAAGCAACGACCCGACAGAGCGCUUCCUAGACCUCAACAGCCGCCAUCCUCACCUCUCGCACUUGACCAUCCGCCAACACUACCAUUACUGCUCCUCCUCAAUUACCAACUCCACCACCUCCACCUCCACAACAACAACAACGACGACGAAUGCAAUCACCACACCCCUCACCUUCCGCGCCCUCAUCGGAACCCUGCACCUCCUCCCCUCCCUCCGGCACCUCGGCCUCAUCGCCCUCCCCGCCUGCUCCUUCACAAACCUGACGCUCAUGUCGCUCCCUCAUGCCCUCGGACUGCGCACCUUGCGAUUGGAAGGUUUACCGGGGGUCAACGAAAAGGGGGUGCGGCGAUUCGUGUCGGAACACCCUGUGGCUGUCGGUUUGGAGCGCCUGGAGCUGGUGGGCAUGAUGAAUCUGAAAACCGGAUCGUGGAAACGGGAGGGCGGGGGCUGUGGCCAGGUCAUCGGGGGGUUGAUCCGCGCACGGCUUAUCAUUUCAUAGCGAUGUGAGAGACGGUGGUGUACAGGCUCCAAGUGGAAAUCUGGAAAUAGGUUUUGAGCACAGUGUGUAUAUUCGUCCUAUUCAGCAUGUAGCCACGAAGACAGUAAUCAUUACGAGAAACCAGACGACACUCAAUUCCCUCAAACAGGCCGCGAUUGCCGACCCCCAACCUGUCCAAUGCCCGUGCCCCUCCUCAGAGAACGCCCAUCAUUAACAAAACUCAAGUGACAUU